This is a messenger RNA of Cinara cedri, 23067 nucleotides long. NCBI's taxonomy places the organism in Eukaryota, Metazoa, Arthropoda, Insecta, Hemiptera, Aphididae. The record is from the annotation of a GenBank genome assembly.
AUAGCCACACUGGCAUGGGCCGUUUUGCAGUGCUGCCACCUGUUAUGAUGGUUUUUUUCCUAACCGGGACCCGGGUCCAUUUUGCGUGCGUGCAACACCAGUCAACGUGACGUGAUUAUAUUUUUCAUUACCGUGCUUAUAUGCGUAAUGUAUUUUUGAAAAUAUUCCAACGUAAAAAAAAAACCAAAUAUUUUGCGGUGUUUGUGACACAUUUAUCGUCGUACAGCGUAGUGUACGAACUUCGGAGGUGACGUUGGAAUACCUACGGACCGAUUUAAUAGCAACAACGUUUACCAGGGUGAGAUAUGUAUAUUAUUAUUCUAUAUUAUCGUUUUUAGGCGGUUUCCAACCAUUUCCCAAAUCUCGGUUUCCUAAAUUUCCUCCUACUUGUUAAUUGUAUGGCUGGUUUUAGUAAAAAUUUCUGUCAUCGUUGGCCUCGAAUAAAUACGUAAAAUUAAAAUAUCAAUUCACGAUAUUAUUUACUACACUGUUUGAACUAGACGAUGAUAAGUUAAUAAUAUUAUAGGUUAUAAUCUAAUAAUUUUAUUAUCAAAGAUAAGUAAAUACUAAAUAAUAAUAUGGGCUGACUACAGUUUGAUUAUUUAACUGUCUGGCAUUACAUUUUGUUUUAAUUUUGAAUAAUAUUCUAUGUAUUUUACCUUAUAAUGAUUUAAUGUGUAAAUUAUAUGAAUAUUGUUUGUUAUAAUAUACCUACAUCAGAGUUAAUUUGUUUUUAAAUUUAUAUUUACCAUAGGUAUUUUUUCUAUUUUCUAAUUAUUUUAGUGAUGGGCACCUACUAUAAUAUAUUGUUAACAUUUUUUAAUUGGGAUCAAUUAAAUAGUAGAUAUUAGGUAAUCAAUCUUUUAAUAGACAUCUAAUCAUUUAAAUUGUUUGAAAAUAAAUAAAUGGACAUAUUUUUUAAAGUAUACUUUUUAAGUACCUAUAUUCAGUUUACUGUUAGUCUCAUAUUGCACAUUUAAUAUUAUAUUAUUUUAAUAACUCAACAUAUUUUUAUUUAUAACAGGUUUUUAUGGUUGAUAGUUUAUCAUUAUUAUAUACGUACAAUAACAAUUCAAGAUGCCAAAAUCUGUAAGUUAUUUUAUAAUAUUUAUUAUUAUUAUUAUAGUAAAAGUAGAACUAUAGAUCAAUGAUUAAGUAGUUAAAAUCUGCUUUAUAAAUUAUAGUUUUUUUAUUCAUGGCUAUAAUAUAUGUAUUGUAGUACCACUUAUUAUUAACUACAUUAUAUUUGUGUGUAUUUCUAUAUUAUUUUUUUUACUCAUAAUUUAAUUUUCUUAAACAUGCUUAAUAUUUAUUUAGUAAAGAUGUUUUCAGAGGUAUUAUGUUUAAAAUUAAUUUUUUAUUUUUAGGAUGUAUUUUUCUAGUUAAUAUUUGAAAUAUAUAGUAUUAUAUUUGUGUUGGACAAAGUAAUUAUUAAGCAGUUACUUUUUAAGAUGUCUAUAAAAAAACAUUUUAAGGCCCCCUCUAUGUUGGCAACAGUUAAUGUAUAACCAUCUGGUGAACUGUGAUUGUGUCAUUUAUAUUUUUGUGAUUUACCCUGUCUUGUCACUUUCACAAUACAGUAACUUAUUAGUUACUGGAUAUAGCACAUUAAACCAUAGUUAAAUUUUAUUUUUAAACUUAUAAUUCAAAUAUUGAAAUAUAUUGCAUAUGCUUUAGUUUAUUUUUUAAGCUGUACUAACUAGAUCUAUGCUACGUUUUAUUAUGUGCAUCUAAUUAAUUUAGUUUACUAUUAUUUGGUUGUAAAGACAACCAAAAUCUAUUCUCUUGAUUUGUUUUCAUGUUAAUAUUUUUCUAUUACAAAACCAUCCAUUUUAGUUUAUGAGUUGUUCCUGUCAUGCACAGAUAUAUCUAUAAGUUUAAAGGCUAAAUUUUUGUGUAGCUUAAAAGUUUUUAUAUUAAAUAUUUUUACCAUUUUACCUCAUUUUCAUUUUUCUUAUAGUUUGAAAUUGGAGUUAAAUAAUAAAAUAUUCUCCUUUUUAAAUUUUGUUAUUUCUGUUUUAACACAAAUUUCAAUCCAAACUUCACAAUUCAUUUAUGUUUAAGUAUCAUAAUUUUGCUAUAUUAAAUGCAAACUUGAGCACUAACUAUUAGAAAGUUAGAACUUUAGAAGUAACAUUUAACUUAACUAAUCACAUUGCUAAAAUGAUACAAAUGCAUAAAUACACAGAAACCUAUAGCAGGAUAAAAUGUAAGAUUGCAUUAUCAGAGGCCUUUAAGAUUGAAAAUUGACUGCCAAGAGUAAUCUAUGUCAUAGUAUGUUGGUAAUACAGCGGUCCCAAAGUACGUGCCACUACAGUCGUGGAUCGACUCCCCUUGGUGUCUGUACAGGGGCGCCACGCAAUAAUUUUGAAUAUUUACUGGUUUAAAAAUAAAUUAAACCAGCGUCCCUUUUUUUUUUCUCAAACAUCACUUUUUCAGUUGGUAAAAAUGAAGAUAUAGAUGCCCAGUAGUACUUCAUUUAAAAUAAAAAAUGUCUAGAUUCUUAAUACUUUUUCUCUAAAAUAAAAAAAAAAAAUAACUGGCAAUAAUUGUUGAUACCUACAUAGAUAUCGGUUUUAUUUACCUUGGUUACCUUUAACUAUACACGGGAUAAAUACCGUGAUUAAUAUUACUUCGAUUAGAAUAGGUUUUUGAUUGAAAUAAAUUUCAAGGGCACUCUAAGAAAACGUUAAUUCAAAAAGGAAGCCAUAAGCCAAAAUGUUUGAGAACCAUCAGAAUGCAUUCUUUGUAUAUAAAAUUAAAAAUUAUUCUUGUUGUACAAAUGAUCCUAUGUCAUUAUUUUAAAUUGUUUAAUUGUGUACAUUUUAUAUAUUUUAAAUUCAAAUUAUAAAUAUGUACAAUGAACCUUAUAAGUAAUGAUCUCAUUGUUUUUUAAACUCCCGGAAAUAACUGAUAAUAAUUAUCAAAUUCUCUAAAAACAUUGUAAUUUGAUUUUUAAGCCAAGUGAUAACAUAAAUAAUACUUAUUUACACGAAUAUUGUGAUGGUAUUCUUUUUAUGCAUAAAUAAAUUAGCCCUGGGUUUAAAGUCUGUAAUGUACAAAGUGAUCCAUUUAUCUAGCAUGAACUAGCAAUUUUCUCAGAGGUCUAAGUAAAUUUAAUUUCUGGUUUUUUUUUUUUUUUUAUAUAAAAUCAUAUUAUGGACUAAUUAUUUUAAUAUUAUUUUUAAUUUUACACUUUCAAUGAGUUUACUUUAAGGAUUGUCAAAUAAGAACCUCCCUUUAAUAAAUAUAUUCAAAAUUAUAAUAUUUUUCUAAAUAUGUAGAUAUUUAUAACACUAAUAAGUAAUCAUGAAUUUACAGUUUUAGAAUUUGAAAUUUAAACUGUAGGAUUAAGGAAUGGUAAUAAACUUCAUAUUCAUUUGUUAACGAUAAACUGAUAACCAUUUCCUACAACUCCAGUCUUAUCUUAUUAACGGUUAUAACUCAUAAGCUAUAAUUCUGAUAUAAAUGGUAUAAGUCAUAGUAACCGUUUUAGACAAAUAUUUUCUAUUCAAAUGUGAAUUUAAAAAUCGAAAGUGUAGGGUUACACAAUUGGAAUUUGCGUUAAAUUUAAAUAAAUCCAUAAUUAUUGAAAAAAAAAAAAAAAAACGAAAUCAAUUUCACUUAAAAUUCUCCUAAAUAAUCUAUCUUUAUGUUCAUGAUAAAUGGAUCACUCUGUAUAGUCCAACAACCCACAUAUUUGGUAUUAUAUAUUAGACGUGAUUAUAAUACAAUUUAUAAAGGCCUACUCAAUUUACAUUUUAAACAAUGGUUUUUUUUUAUAGUAACCACAAUAAUAUGUCAUUCUAUAUAACUUACUCGGGUACAACAAUCAGCUGAUAUCUUCUUGCAUCCUAUGAUUUCCUUGUCUAAUUUACCACAUAGUUAUUGGUAUAGAUUUCAUACAUUGUCUACACAGGAGAUCUUGAUUUAUUCAAUAUACUUAUGGUUAUGCUUAUGAAUUAUAUAAAAAUAUAUCAAUAUUAUUUUAUUUUUUUAUUUAUUUAUUAAUGCCAAUGGCAAUGUUACAUGGUUAGUAUACAAGUAACACAAGUUUAGUGUAGAUCAGUGGUGACCAAUCUUUUUUUACAGAGGGUCAUACAAAAUAAUAAUAAUUCUUGACAGGCCAUUUAUGUUUGAAUUAAGUUAUAAAUUAUUCUGUAAACUGGACCCUGUUAUCUAAUAAACUGUACUCUGUUUUUAAAUAAAUAAAUAAUGUAAAACUAAAUACUCUUAUGUAAAACUGAAGUAUAAAUAGAUAGUUAUAAGAUAAUUGAACUUUUAAAUUAUUUUAAUUUUUUUUUGAUAAUUUGUAGCUUUAAAAAUAAUAAGUAUAUAUAAUGUAGAGAACUAUUUAAUUAAUAGGGAGCUAAAAUAAAUUAAGUUAUUUUUUAGGUUAUUUGAAGACUGACAAAAUAACAAGUUAAUGAUAAUGAAUCAUCUGCAGUCUCAAUCCUGCCUUUCUUCCUGAAUAUUUUUAUUUCAUUUACUUAUUGUAAUAUUAAAAUUAUAGAUUAUAAGUAUAUUAUAAUAAUAAAGAAGUGAAUUGCUUAGUACAAUUAUUAUUUUAUUAAUUUGUUUCUAUUACUGGACUUUUGAUUUACAUACCUAGUAGGUAGUAUUGUUGUAAAAUUAUUAUUAUUAUGAUGAUGAGUAUUUUACAUAUUUCAAUGUGUAUCCAAUAUGCAUUCAAUAUUAAUUGAGUAUUAUAUGAAUUGUAAUUAUCUAUAUUAUCAGUCAUUAAUAAUACUACAUACAUUAUUUUUAUUUUUUAAUUGAUCACAAGAUAUGUGAUACAAAGAUUCCCCAGAUGUGUUUGGUAUUUAGUAAUUUAUAUUUUUGAGUUAAAAGCUUAAAAAAAAUUGUAUUCAUAUAAAUAAUCACUGGUUAUUUCAAGGAACUGUUAAGAGUAUUAACAAAUAUCCCAAUUGAUGCUUAUCACUUCUCUUCAAUUAAAAAUAUCAAGAAUAGUGUAUCAUAAAUAGUUUGGAUGUUUAAUUAAAAAUAUGACUCAUACAAGUCAUAAGUUAUCAUAAAAGUUUUCUUGUUUUUUUUUUUUUUAAGUUAUUUUCCUACUAGCCCUUUUUUUAUAUAAAAUUAUAUAGUUAAAAAUGUAUUUAAAGUUGUAUUAAAUGUAUUAAAAUACUGGUGGAAAUUUAAAAAAUGUACAUAUUAAGUCUUGUUUACCUUGACUUUUUGACAAUGAUAAAUAUAUUUAUUUAUCAGUUAUAUCAAUUUAAGUUAAAAAAUUCCCAAUUUACUUAAAUUAGUUUACUUUAUAGGAGGAGAGGGGCAUAGAAUUAGAAAUUGGCCAAAUGUUGUGAACUUCAAACAUAAAAUAGAUCAUUUGCAGAACAUUAAAAAUAAUCUGGAGUAGAUUUAAAAAUUAAAAAGGUUUAAGCCAAUAGGUUGGAAAAUUUGCUAUACAAUAAAGUCUUUAUCUUGAAUUUUUUGAUUUGUCACCUUUUUGUAUAAUAUUAUUAAAAUUACAUUAUAGUCAAAAUAAUGUAACAUGGAAUUUUUAGAAAAAAACAAAUUGUGCGACUUAAUGAAUUACUUAAUGGUUUUAAUUGAAUUGCUUAUAUUGAUAUGAAAAAAAAUAUUAGUAUAAAAUACCUGUUAAUUAGUUGAUAUCUCGGUACUAAGAAUGAGUUUUCUUUUGAGAUAACAUGCAAUAUUUUAUGAGUACUACAUAGUUUCUAAGGCAUACAUUUUUCAUAUCUUAAUUUUUACUUAUGUAUAAGACUAUUAUUUAAACAUGUGCAUUUAUUGUUUUAUUCCCCUAAAUAUUCCAUAUUUAUUGCCUAUGUAUAUAAAGACUAAUAGGUACAUAUUUUAAUAAAAUAUCUAGUAUAUAUUCAUAUUUUCCAGCUAAGAGAAUUUUCUUAUAGUAUUGUAUGAUUUAAUAAUUUUUGCAACAUUACCUAAGUAUUAAAAUUAUUUUUGUUUAACUAUCAGCAAUUUUUUUUUUUUUUUUUAGUAAAAAAAUAUCCAAGUUAAGCCAUACAUAAACUAAUAAAAACAUUACAUACCUAUAUUAUGUUUCUAUUAGAUAUCAUUGACUUGAGCACAUACAUAUUGUAAUUUACCACUUAUACCUGAAGUAUGAUAGUUUACUUCUCAUAAAUAUUCCAAGUUUUUUUCAUGAGGGUAACCUUUAACGCUUUACUAAAUGUACCUGGCUUUUUUAUUUUUACAAAUUAGUUAAAAUAUAAUCUCUCCCGCUGGAUCAAAUAUAUAUUAAAUAUUAAUACAACAAUAUCAUAUAAAAAAUGUAUAUAAAAUAUUUCGCGUAGAGAGAGAGAGAGAGAGAGAGAGAGAGAGAGAGAGAGUGAGGGAGGGAGUGAGGGAGAGAGAGUGAGCGAGCGUUGGUUGGGGAUUAUCCAAUUAUAUAAAUGGAUCGUCACGUCCCGCCUUAUCUAUGACGUAAACUUGUGAUUAUGAAUGGCUCGGUAAAAAAAAUUCCAAGUAUUUCAAUCGUUAAUGGCAAUGGAAGCAAAAAAAAAAAAUGUUUGAGUUUAAACUAUCAUUGCAAGGUGUUCGUAAAGUUUUUCCGUAUUGAUAUCGACGGACGACACGAUCUGUCGCCCCUGAGCAGCGCCUUGGCUCGAAACCAGGUGGCAGUGUAGUGCAGCGCAACACACUACAAGGCGCUUCACAACCGGUUUCUGAUAAUAUUUUUUUGUUCCCCUCUUUACUGCUGUUAACUUGGCCACGCCUUGUUCUCUAACGUCUGAAUCGUUGCCGCUUCUUAAGUAACUCGGUCUUUUAGCUGGCUGCCGAUCGUAGUAACUCGUACCUGUUAAAACGUUCAAUCGCACUUACGUCCAGUGUUCUUCGUCAAUUCUGCCGCCGCCGCCAUAAUCGUGGACACAUUUUAUUCUCUAUUCGAAAACCGUUUUUAUCGCCAGCCAACAGGUGGUGUACGAGUUCUGUUAUUCGUAUAGUGCGUGCGUUUGCCGUCCGUUUACUAAUCUUAUUUUUACAUUGUGUUGAGUUUUUGUGCUGGGCGUUUUGGAACGAUUACCGCAAAAUGGUCUCCGGAAAAACCGUAAGUCCUUGGGUUACAGAACGUAUGUCUCUCAUUCAUGAAUGCUUGAAACGAGCUCAAUGAAUUAUUUAUGCCUGAAUAAAACUGAUAAUGCUCCGUUGACAUCUUGAUUUAAAUUUCGUAUAUUUGGAUUUUAAUUGUAAAUUAAUCGAAUAUUAAUAAAUUAGUAACAUUGUAUUUUUAUCAGUAACUGAACAUCACGUAAUCUUGUAUUCAUACAAGGUAUGUUACAAGUAGGUGUGUUAUACCUAUUAAAGGUAUACUAGUAGAAAGUAUAUAUUGUUUUAUUCUAUGUUAUUGGUAUAAUUUCUUUGAAUUAGUAAAACAAAAUUAUUAUGAAUAACACAUCACCGAUCUGUUUUAUUUUCCCGCCAAUUUAAAAGUUUCAGUAAACAAUGCACGAUUCUAAAUAAAAUCAUAAAGUUAUUUUACUUAUGUAUAGUAUUAAACUGCGAACUGUAAUCGUUACUUCGCAAGUUUGAUAAUAUUUUAUAGGUAGGUACUGUUACUAAUUCAAUUUCAACCAAUUUCAGAUGAAUGUGAGGGUGACGACAAUGGACGCCGAACUGGAGUUUGCUAUCCAGCAAACUACCACCGGCAAACAGCUAUUUGACCAGGUAGUAAAAACCAUUGGCCUGAGGGAGGUAUGGUUUUUCGGCCUACAGUAUACAGACAACAAAGGUGAUAUGACCUGGAUCAAACUAUAUAAAAAGGUACCUAUUAUUAUAUACCUUUACACAUUUUUUAAACAUGAAUAUAUAGUGUUAAUGUAUUACGAGAUGGUAUUAUUGUAAAACCCCUAAUGGUAUUUCAAUAAUUGAAGCGUAGGUAAGUCAUAUUAUUUGAAUUCGUUUUACCAUGGGGACAAGUUUUGGAUAUUAUAUUGUCAAUUUUUGUGUAGUUUUUCUUGCGUGUUUGUGGCCGAAUUACUCCAUACAAAUUCUCUAUUAGCAUUUUCGAAAACUCGUACUAUGCGUGACUAAUGCGUUAGUGCCAAAGUCACAGUUUAAUGUCAUCAAACAAUUAGGUUAUGCAAAUCCAUGAAUACCCAGUUUAUAGACUUGUACAAGCAAACAUCUCCGUUAAUCACUAUUUAAACACACGCACACUCAAGAUAAUAAUUAAUGUACUUUUGACAUUGUUUAUGGAAUAUAUUUUAUACCUAACUAUUUACGUAGGUACUCGUACCUAUAAGAUAUUGCCGAGUAGCACAAUAAUUGAACGUAUAUCGUCUUUAAAAUAAUUUACCAACUUGUUGAUUUUGUAUUACAUACCUGCUUGGAAGGCAGGGUGCAACCGCCAACAAGUGGGUGCGCUUUUUGAAACUAGUAUUCAAACGGUAAUACCUAAUACAUAUAGAAAAUACUACCAUUUUAAUUUGAGAUCAUUGAUGAUUAUAUUAUAAAUAGGUAAAUUAUUAGGAUUAAGUGUAUAUGCGUUAGAAAGGUAUGGUUUACAACCGUGUUUUUAUAUUUUGCAUAAAUAAAUGUAAUUUAAUAUUAUGUUUCUUCGUAGUCAUAAUAUAAGAAAAUGUUGAUGUGUAUAGUUUUUAUUUUCCCGGAAAUUCAUUGAAAAAUUGUACGAGGUCAAAAAUCAAAAUUGCACAACAAACCAUCAAAUUAAUUAUCUACUUUUUUUUAUUAAAAUGUUUGCGUGCUCAAUGGUUGGAAAUGUUAGAUUUUUUUUAUAUUACGAAAUAACAAUUCCGUGUGCUUUAUACAUGUUACGGCUAUUUCAUCAAAAUAUUACCUUUAAUGGAUGUUUGGUUUUUCAUUUUUUCUUUAGGUAUUCACACUCCGUGACUUUCGUUAUUAAUUAAAAAAGCCCGGUUUAACCGGAUGUAUCCAUUUUAAUUGACGGCUAAACGCCGAUUUCUCUCUGAAUUAUUGUCACUAGUUUCUAUUUACUGCUAAUAUAGUAUACCUAACGGGUAAACUACUACAUUUGUACAUUUUGUGUACAUAAUAUAUUUCAAUUAGAAAAAAUAUGUGGAUAUUCAAUUAUUUUUAAUGAUAUUUUUGGACUAUAAUCGGGUUGAUAUAUACCUACAAGUUUCGGUCUUACAUUUCGUAAAACUUUUAAUUAAUAUAAUGUGAAUAACGAAUAUCUAUUCGAAUUUAUUUUUAUCAUCGAUCAAUUAUUCCGAUAGCAUUUCACGGGCAUUUAAAAAUUACUAAGUGUUGAACGUUUUGAUAUUUGGCCUUGUCUUUCGGACACACCGUAUUAUACUACUUUCUAAAACGAAGAUACAUCAUUGUGUCAAGGUCACGCACAAAACUAUAUAGCAAAUCGUGUAUGGUUCGUACUACUAAUCAUUCUGAUUGACGGCGUAUAAGAAGAAAUACAUAAAUAAGAAAACAUAUGUACAAUUAUUGACUGCGAGACGUUUUUGAUAAUACGUAUUAAUAAGCUUAUGAUUGAUAAGACGUUGUUAUCAGCUAUCAACAAAACUAGAUAAUUUAUAACUAAAUAAAUACCUAUCACGAAUAAAGAUACCAGUUACCCAAAGAUACUAGUAGAGCACGCAGUUUUUUUUUUAGGGUGAGUUUAUAAUAAUUUCCUAGAGAGAAGAUAAUUAAUAUUAUAAGUACAGUACUAUUACUAAUAUUACUGAAUAAAUGAUUUUUGAUGAAAUAAAAUUUUUUUUUUAUUCUGUAACAUUCGAUUUUAUGUUGUUGAAUUUAAAACUUGAUUUAAAAAUAUGUAGUGAAGAAAGACAUUUCGGGGAGGUUGACGUCCCCUCCCCGUGUGCGUCACUGAACGAGACCACUUCUAUUUUUGACUGAUAGGAAAAGUAUUACAGUGUUCACUUAAUUAAUAGUAAAAUAAACUGACGCGUUUGAUGAAUCCCGAAACCUUAAUUCAUGGUAAUAAUAUAGUGCCACUUGUUUUUUCUUAUCAACUCUUUAUCGAAGAUCACGGAUAUAGACUAUUAGAUAUCCUUACUUGCAUAUAAAUAAUAGAUUACUAACUAGUGAUAAGACAGAAUUAUCUGGCAUUUUGAAUAAGUUUAAUUACAGAUAUCUAUAAUAUGUAUAGUAUAUUAGUAUAGAUAUCUCUGAGUCAAAUGAAUUAAAAAUUGCACCCACUAAAUCAUAGAUUAUAUGAUUGAGUAGAUUUAGCAUUGGAUAUUAUCUAUACAUGUAUUAAAACAUGACUAAAAUACUGUUACUUUUUUAGGGUAAUAAUACUUUUUAUUCUUUAAUAUUAUUAGUAUUAUAUAUUUACAGAACUAAAAUUAGCCUUAUCAUCAACUCUUUUUCUGAAUGUUAUAGAUGAGUGGUUCUUAAUUUUCUUAAGACCACGACCCAAAUUUUCUCCCGAAAACCUAUCAUGACUCAUAUUGUUUCACUUUUCAAUUAGUAGUUUAUGAAAACAACUGGGAAAAUCAAAAAAUUUCCUCCUUAAAGUACCACCCCAGUAAGAUUUCCUUUCGGUAAAAGUGCCACAUUUGAAAAUUGAAGCAAAAUUGCUGGUAUAAAACAUGUUCACAGAUAAAAAAAAAAUAUCAUUAGUUUUACAAUGAUUCCUUGUCAGCCCAGAAUCUAAAAACAUAAAUUUCUUGGAAUCUAUAUGAUCCAAAACAAUUUUAGUGACCCACCAAAUAUUGACUCAUUACUUACCAAGUGGGUCGUGAAUCACAGUUUUGAGAAACCCUGGUAUAGAUUGUUGGUAGUGUAUUGUUGUGCAUAGCUAAUGGGAAAGGGCCCUGGGGCAGUUGAGAAACUAGGCCCUUAACUAAUACAAUCUUUAUAAUGGUUCGAAAUUUACCAACAUGUAAAUUGUUAUUUCAAGUGUAAAUACUUUCUAUGGAACCAUAAAUAACACAAAAUCAUUAAAUUGAUCAUCAUUACAAUUUUAAAUUAAAUUGACAAAAAUAAAUCAUAAACAAAAUUGUUAAAUAAUAUAAUGAAUUUGUUAUCUUCACUAAAAAAGAUAUUGUUUAAACAUUUUAAUUUUAUCUACAUCUGUAAUAAAUUGUGUUAUCAAAAUUAUGACAUCAUUAGAUAAAUAACCUACUAUACCCUCCGUUCCAUAUAAGAGCGCACCGCUCAGCACAUCCAAAUGUAUCACGGAGCGAUGUCCUGUCUCCUUAUCCGAGUCUAUUCGCUCCACGAUUGGCUGCCGUUAGUUGGCUGUGCAAGUUUUGACAGAUUAUCAUCUGCAUGUGUGUUCUUAUUUGGAACGAAGUAUAGUAAUGGCUGAUAUGUGUCUUUUCAAACGUUUAUAUGGUAGGUAUAGGGAACGUAGUAAUCUAGUUAUGUUAUUUAUAUCUGUGUUUAAGACACUUCGUGAACUCAUUUUAUGUUCUUAUAUCAUAGCCUGUUCCGUAACCAGUAAAUCUUUAAUUAUGCUAAAUUUGUAUGUAAUUUUUAAAGUCAUGUCACAUGGUAUUCAUCGAAACUGCCAUAAAUGCAAAAUACAGCACAUUUUCACUACUAUUAACCAUAGACCUACUUGCCAUGCAGCGGUUCAGACAAUACUCCACAAGUGAAUUUGAAAUUUUUUGAUUGAUGGAUGGUGUCACACAUUGUACUAGUGUGUUUUUGCUAUUAUUGAAUCGCUGUGAUAAUUUAUCACAUUUAUAAACUAUUGCUCGAAUAUGGAAAUUAUAGUUUUUUGUAUUCUUGAAUUCAUUUUUGAUAAUUGAAAUGAUAAAUUAUCUAUAGACAUUUUUCAAGUGAAUUUGAUUAUCAUGAAUAUUCUUCGUUUGAUAAUUCGAAUAGGUUCAUGAUUACAGAUUAUUUGUUACUUUCUAAUAAUCUUGAUAAUUAAAAAUUAAAAAUGUAUAAAAUUUAGAGCAAUAAGAAAAUGUAUUGUCAAGCAAAGUGCUAUCACUGUAUAUCGGAAUGAAAUUUCUAGUAGAAAAGUUGUUUACAGGAAAACAAAGGCCUUAAAAAUUGUUUAGCUGAUAUCUAUAUUCUGUAUAUUUUUCCUGGUGUUUCCCAUUAUUGGAAAAAAAAAAAUGAAAAUCUAUGUUAUACCACUAAAAUCUUCACUACAUUCAAAAUCUAAAAAUAUUUAAAAAUGUAUAAAAAAAAAAAAAAUUUUAAAAAAAUUUCUCUUCCCCCCCCCUCUACGGGUCAAACAUUUUUUUUUUUUAAUCAUUUCAAGUGACUUUUUCUUAGAUUAUUGUAAAACUUGAGGCCCUUGGAUUUGUUUGUAGAUAUUAAUAUAAUAAAUUGUUAAAUAUACAUACUAUAAUAAAAUAAUUACAUAUUACAUUUUUAGUUAGUUUUGAUAUAAAUUUCAUUCAUGAUUCCCUAUUUGUCAUCUAAAAGUUCAAAUACUUUAUUACUUUUCAUGAAACAGCCAGAAAAUAUUUGCAAAAGGCUAUGGGAUUUAUGGAAUACCAGGAAAACUUUUGUUGAAGAAUCAAUUGAUUAUUUUGAUCCAAGACAUAAAUAUUGGUCACAGGUAUUAAAGGUUGUCAUACAUUCGUUUUAACACACUGUGUGUUAGUUUUAUUUUGAUCAAUCCAAUAUCAUCCAUACAUUUGUGUAGCUUAUAUUCACCUUAAUACCCACCAACAUGUAUAUAUAUAAUGUUAUUAUAUUAUAUUUAUAUGUUUGUAUUUAUAUAUUUUAUUAUGUUAUUUUUUUGCAUAUAUAUGUAUUUCUAUGCAGUCAUUCUAAUUUUCCAACUGACCAUUUGUAUUGUUAGUGUCCUUCGUUACACAAUUGCUGACAUUAUAAUAAUGAGUUUACCCACAUUGUUUAAUUUGUUUUUAUGGUUUUCCAUCAUAUAUAUAUUUGUGUUAUACAAGUGAAUAUUGUUAAUAUUAUAUUCAUGCAGUUUCCUAUUAUACCUGUGUAAUUUGUAUUAUUAGUAUAGUAAAACCUUAAAGCUUUGCAUAAACAAUUAAAUUCAAUCAACACAUACAUUUUGUAGACUCUAUAGUAAUGUGUGUAUUUGUAUAUCAGAUACGUAUAGAAAAAAUAUUAAAUUUGUAUAAACAAAUAUUUAAAUUCUAAGAAACUAUAAAUUAUGAAUAAAUACAAUAUUGUUAAACAAAUUAUAUUUAGAUUUGUUGGUAAUUUGAUGAAUAAAAAGUAAAAACUACAAAAUUUAAAUGUUAUAAUAUAUUUUGAACAUUAUAUAAAAGUAAAAUUGAAUUACCUAGAAUAAAUGAAUAUUAAUUAAAAAAAUAUAUAAACCGAGGUUGAAAAACUGGUUUUGUUUUGAGUAAUGACUAAUGAUAUAUUUUUUUCAAUAAUGAUGAUACUUAUACAGAUAUCAUCUGGUUUCAUUGACCAUUUCUACUUUCUUUUUAUCAUAAUAACAAUAAAGUUUAUUAUACAAUUUUGAUUUGUAUACAAUUAAUUUACAUUUUCAAAAGAUAUGUAACUAAGAAGUUGCUAAGAAUUUUUUUUGAAACUUGGUUACAUAUAAAAAAAAUAUUAUAUUUUGUCCUUAUAUAGAGGUUACAAUCUCGACCUUCAUUAUCAUUUUCUCAAUUUUAAUUGCAGCCAUAGCAUGUGAUGGAAAAACACUUAUGUUUCCUAAGAAAUGUAUGUUUGAGAUUUGUGUAUGCUUAAAAUAUACCUUUUUUUUAUUCACGUCAUUAUUUCAUAGCAUAAAUUCUUUACAAGGUCAAUAGUAAAAUAAUGUUGGAUUUAGAACGAAGGUUUUUCAAAUUUUUACCUGAUUGUCAAUUAUGAUUUAUGAUAAUUAUUUACGACAUUUUUAUGUUUUUAGCAAUUAGUCACAUAGCAACAAUUUGAUAAAGAUGCAGGUACUAAAAUUUUUAACACAACACUGCUUUGUUUUUUUAGAUAUUUAUUACUUAUUUGGUGAUUAAAAAAAGUUCUAAAUUUUUUUAUUAUUUUAUAUUAUUAUAGAAUAUAGAGUAUUGUAGAAUGUAUAACCAUAUUAUAAUAUAUUAUAGGCAAUUUUUAUAAACAUUUGUUCUGUACCUAAUUAAUUGUUGCGUUUGUAACUUCCUAAUUUUUACAAUUUGGAUAAUAAUAUAUUGAAGUUCUAUAUACAUAAUUCAAUCAUUAAUUGAAUAAUUGAAUUAGUCUUUCGAAAAGGCCAUUUCUCCAAAAUAUCUUUAUCAGUAAUAUUAUUCGUUAAGAUUGUAUUAUCAACUGGUUUAUUGUCCAGCUAUUAUUGAUAACAGUUAAUUAUUAACUGUAAUCAAAUUACAAUUUAUAAUUUGAUUGAAAAACCAAGUUUGGUUAUAUUUAUCUUAGUUUUAUUAUUAAUAAUAAUAAACGAUUUUUUACAUUUCCUGAAAAUUUUUAUUUUUAGAUGAAAUAGCCCAUUUCAAAAUGAUUGAUUCAAUUCAUAUUGAUUUAAAGAUUUUUAUUUGGCAUGCCAUUACCUUUAAAUAUUAUUAAAAAAUUAUACAAAUAAUUAUAAAUGUUAAAAAACUAAUCCCAUCAACAACAAAAUCAUUUGGUUGUCACUAUUUUAGGAGUUUUAAUUGAUUUAAAAUAAUAAUUGGUUUAUUAAUAUAUAAAGAUCUUACCCGCUUAGAAAGAUUUAUCAUUAUUAUUAAAAUGUUAUAAAUGUAAUUUUUUUUUUUUAUUAUUUAAACUUUUUUAAGAAUAUAGUUUAAUUAUUUUAGCGUAGAGUACUAAUUAUUUACUCUUGAAAUUAUUAAAUUUCGUCUACAUUCUUUUCUGAGUAAAUCUAAGGUACACAGAAAGUGCUGUCACUUCUAAAAUAAAAGAUUAUCAUAUUUUUUUUUUUUAAUCUCAUGUUUGGUGCUGAAAUUUUUAAUUUAUAAAUGACACAACCUAUUAAAAAUUCCAUACGUUUUGCAAAACAAUAUUAUUUUUUUUAUAGAGCCCCAAGUUACUGGCUGGUUUGAAGGGAUAUAUCAAGGACCAUUAAGCUUCAUUUAUGUGGCGAAUACUUGAAUCUUAUAAUUAUGAAAUAAUGAAUAUUAAUUGCCAUUUGAUAAUCAAAAGUUAACAAACAAUAUUAAGUAUAAUAUACAAUUUAUUUUCUUAAAUUUCGAUACAAGUUAUUAUUUCAAAUUUCAGAGAUAAUAUUAGUUAGUGUUGUAGUAUGUGUUCAACAGUUAAUUGUUUUUCUAGUGUAAUUUAUGACAAUUUUACAACUUACAUUAUUAUACUCAAUUUUAAUUUGCACAUUACUUGAUUGUUUAUCAAAUAAAUGUUUUAAACUGUUUUUGUUAAUUUUUAUUUUCAUUUAUAAAUUCAUUAUUUCAGGUCAUGAGUCAAGAUGUUAAGAAAGAAAAUCCAUUACAGUUCAAGUUUCGAGCCAAAUUUUAUCCAGAAGAUGUUGCAGAAGAACUUAUACAAGAUAUAACUUUGAGAUUAUUCUAUUUACAGGUAAAUAUUUUGGACCACCUUAGUUAAGUACUUCAUAAUUUGAGACACAUAAAUGUAAUUUGUUUUAAAAUAUAUAGGGAGUUUAAAAAUAUUAUAGAAUAUGUUUACAUAUACAUAAUUUAAAUUCCACUCCUUGUUUAUACAUUUUUUCAACCAACAACAUUCGCUUUUUAUUAUUUUGUAUUCUUAUUAUUAGUUCUUGGAACUCUUUUAUAUAAUAUGUUUAACUUUUGUAUACUAUCAAGUGUUAAUAGGUUACUUAAUACAUAAAAGCAUUCUUACCACUGAAAUAUAUAAUAAUAAAUUCAAAAUGUAUGGUCUUACAUUAUUACCAUAUUCAAAUUAGUAUUUACCAAAAUCCAGAUACCUAGGUUGGAUUAUGUUUUAUUGAUUUAAUUUUCUUUUUCCAAUAGCUGUACAUUUCUAACUACCAAUUUUGUAUAGACCCAACCUUAGUUAUCUUUUUUUUAAGAGCUUUCUGAUUAAAAUAAUAAUUUUAAAAAUUUGAAUUAUGAUACAUAUGCUUGAAUAAAUUGAGUAGCAUUACAAAUAUUAGUAUAUUUAAUCUGGGUUUGUUACGAAUGUUGUCAGAAAUGAAUAGUGAACAAAUAAUAUAUUAUUAUAAUGUCUGUGUAUACACAAAUAGAUUAUUCAAUUUCUUAGCAUUCAAGAAAUAUUACCAUACCAUAUUAUAACUUUUUCUUGUCAAAUUCGACUACACAAUGUCAAUUAACAGUAGUACUAAGUACAAACAUAAGUUAAAACUUGAAUUCUAAAAUACAAAAAAAAAAAAAUUGCAGAUGUAUGUUCCAAAUUUUGAACUGCUACUAGUAAAUAGCAGUUUAGUGCAUUCGUUAGUUUGCUUUCUACAUUAUUGAAAACUGAGUUUGAGGUGCAAUUGCUAGGUCGUCUGCGUAAAAAAAGUGUUUUGUGUCUCGGAGUUGUAUAUAAGUUAAAAAGCAUUUGGACUAGUAUGCUACCCAUUUUAUUCGCCAUUUUUUUUAGUUCUCCAUCCAUUUCAUUUAUCGUUUAACUUCACCUUUAAUCAAAGGUUUUGUGUAAGGUUUAGCAGCGACAUUCUUGCGAGUUCUGUGUAUGAUUGAGUUUCCACUGAGCUUUUUUAUUAAACAUCAAGUUUUCUUGCUGUUAUCUGUACUUUUGAUAGCAUCAUUCUCUUAGUUAGCAUUUUUGAAAUUAAAUUUCUUUAUCGUUUUAGUCCCAAUAACUUUGUUUAUUUGUAGUUUUAAUACUUUAUGUUGUGUUCUUGGUAUGGAGGUGCGAAAUAUCAUUGUUAGCUUAUAUUAUUAUUUACAAAGAUUAGAUCCAGAAUGUAUCCCAUUUUCCAUCGCCCGCUAUAGAAUGAAUUUGGAAUCUUAGGUUCAUGAAUUAAAUCAAGUAGCUCUAAUUUAGUUCAUACUUGAACAUUUUUACCAUUUUGAUUAUCUUGAUCUUCCAACUACUAUUUGUGUAGGGCUAUUCAUUAAAUUAGAUGGUUUUUUAGUGGUAAAAUCUUAAUGUUAUUUUUGUAGCUGAAAGCUACACUUUUUACAACUAGGCCCAUCCUAGUGAAUAUUGUACUUCAGUUUGCUAUUUCAAUAAUCAGGUUUAUUCUCGGUAUAUUUGGACUGCCAUAAGUCUCAUUCUUUAUUUAUCAUAUUUUAAUAAUGAAUGGGUUCUGAUAGAAAAACUAUAGAACAAUUUGUUUGGCUUUAAUUUCUUAUAAGUUAUGUACAGAGUUUUUUAUUUAAGAAAAUACACUCAUUAACUUGGAAAGUAUUAACUUUAUUAGAUUCUAAGUGGAGUGAAGAAGCUUUUGGUUUUACAGAUUUUUUCUGUGGACAACUUUCUAAAAGCAAUUUUACAACAACUUUUAAUGAAAUAAAUUUUUCUAAAAGGUAAUUUCACUGGGGAGGUAUUUUCUAGAUGUCGUUUUUCAAUUUUCCCCCCUAAGUUUUCUCAAUAAAUGGAAAAAAACAUGAGAAAAACAUAGGAAAUUGAUACGACAUUAAACAAAUAUUAUUAAAGAAAAUAUAUAGAGCCUAUUUAAUUGUUUUACUAAAUUAUGGUAUAUAUAUAUUAUAUAUAUAUUGUUGACAAAGCAUCACUAUCAACUGAACUCCGCUCAGAAUUUUUUUAUUGUAAGCAAUGGUUUAUCGUUGCUUACAGGUAAACAUUAAAUUACCUAUAACAGUGGCUAGGCUCAUCUCCAUUAUCCUAGGAUAUCUUUUUUUAAAUUUGUUUAAUAGAACAUUUAAGAAAUAAGCAGUUCUAUAAUUUUACAUUUACAUUAUUUUUUGUCAUCUUCAUUUGUUGGGGGUGAAACUAUCCUACUUUAGAUUUUAAAGUGGCAACCUAUAUUGCAAAGUUAAUACUUUUUAAGAUUAUGAGUGUCUUCACUUAUAUAAAAUACUGUAUAGAUUGUUAAUUGUUGAAUAGAAAAAAAAUGUCAUGAAAAAUAAUUUUGUAAUUUUAUUUUAUCUUAAUUUAAAAUUUUUAAGAAAUAUUGAACUUUGAUUGAAAUUUCUUAGAAAUCUAUUAAAGUUUAAACCACUAGACUAUAUUUGAAAAAAAAAAAAAUUAGAAUUUUUUCCCUCGGGAAAUUUUAUAAUAUUCCUUUCAAAAAAUGUUUUAUUGCUAAAAAUUAAAUAAUAAUACCUAUUGCCUUAAAAAAUCAUUUUUAGAAGAUAAAUUCCAUAAUGAACUAAUUAUGAUGUUUACAAUGCACUUGCUUCAAAUUAAUCUAGGUGAGACAAAAACGUUUGAGUAUAUGAGUAAACUCUUAGCUUAGCAUGCACUUGCAUAUUGAGUUCUCUUUAUCUCAUCUCAUGGUCUUUGACUUGUGCACAAAAAGCCGAAAUGAUUCAGAGUGUCAAUACCAGACAAUACACUCACAAUGUAUCAGUAAGAGUAUACUCUCAGCAUUAAAAAUAUUGCUUAUCCAAUCCAAUCAAAUUAAUUGUCUUAUAUUAUAAUAUUUUUUGUAGUAGUCACAUCUUAAGGUUGUUAAAUUACUGACUCAAAUAAUAUAUUAUAAAUAAUUUUAUAAAUAUUUAAAACUAUAUUUUAGAAUAUGUAAAACAAAUAAUAUAGGGUGUUACAGACUAUAAUUAUAUUGUGUAUUUGGUAUAUAUAGUGAUGUAAAAAUACUUUUAAUAAUAUAACAUUUAUUAAAUUUUGUAUUAUACAAGUAUUAUUUGCUUUAAUACAGUAUAAUAUUGCAAUUUUAUUUUUUUUAAUAAUAAGUUAAAUUUUUAGUGAUUUUACAUAAAAAUAAUAAAUAAUAAGAUCAUACAUAAUAUUAGGGAUUAGCUAUGACCUAAACAUUUUAAUUCAAUACUGCACUGACUAAAAUAAUAAUCAAUUUUAAAUGAAAUAAUAUUAAAUUUCUAUGUAUUUUUUAAUUUUAGAUUUAGUAUAUUUUUUUUAAAGUUUCUUAAUAUUUUCUAAGGUUUUUUUAGCAUUAUUUAAAUAAUGUUGAUUGAAGUAUACAUAUAUGUUGAAGUAUCAUACAUUCUAGCAAUAUGGAUGAAAUAAUUAAAAUACAUUACAUUAGCUUAAUAUUUUGUUUUAGUUUUUAACUUAUUAAAUAUUUUAGGUGAAAAAUGCUAUUUUAUCUGACGAUAUUUACUGUCCAUCAGAAACGUCUGUGUUACUUGCUUCAUAUGCUGUUCAAGCCAGGCAUGGUGACUAUAAUAAACUCACUCAUACUCCCGGUUUUCUUACCAAUGAUCGUUUGUUACCACAACGGUAAUUUUUUUUAUAUAUUUACCUAUUAGUGAAUAUAUAUUUUAAGUAUCUGUAAUAUAUAAUUUUUAGUGUUAUGGAUCAACAUAAAAUGUCCCGUGAAGAAUGGGAGUCCAGCAUUACUACAUGGUGGCAUGAACACAGAGGCAUGUUACGUGAAGAUGCGAUGAUGGAAUAUUUAAAAAUUGCACAAGAUCUUGAAAUGUAUGGAGUUAACUAUUUUGAUAUUCUUAACAAAAAGGGAACUGAAUUAUUUUUAGGUGUUGAUGCUUUAGGCCUUAAUAUUUAUGAAAAAGAUGAUAAGUAAGGUUUUAAUAAUUUAAUAUUCAAUUGUAGUUUUAAAUAAUUUUAAUUUUAAUAUUAAUUAUUUUAGACUUACCCCAAAAAUUGGUUUCCCUUGGUCUGAAAUCCGUAAUAUUUCAUUCAAUGAUAGAAAAUUUAUCAUAAAACCUAUUGACAAGAAAGCUCCUGAUUUUGUGUUUUUUGCACCUCGUGUUCGUAUUAACAAACGUAUUCUUGCUCUUUGUAUGGGUAAUCAUGAAUUGUACAUGAGAAGACGCAAACCUGAUACAAUUGACGUACAACAAAUGAAAGCUCAAGCAAGAGAAGAAAAACUAGCUAAACAACAACAAAGGUAUUAAUAGACAUAAUAUAAAUUUUAGUUUGAAGUAUUUAUAAUUACUGAUUCAAUUAUUUUUAGAGAAAAACUUCAACUAGAAAUUGCAGCUAGAGAAAAAGCAGAAAAGAAACAUCAAGAAUAUGAAGAACGCUUAAAACAAAUGCAAGCAGAAAUUUCUAAACGUGAACAAGACUUACUCAGUGCACAAGUAAGCCUAUCUUAAAUUUAUCAUAUAUUCCAUGCGUAUAAAUAUAAAAAUUAAUUUAUUAACAAAUUUUAGGAUAUGAUUCGUCGUUUGGAGGAUCAAUUGAAUAAACUUCAAUUAGCCAAAGAAGAACUUGAGCAAAGACAAAAUGAACUUCAAAAAAUGAUGGAACGUUUAGAAGAAUCAAAGAAUAUGGAAGCAGUAGAAAGAGCCAAAUUAGAAGAAGAGAUCAAAGCUAAACAAGAAGAAGUCAUGCGUAUUCAGUCUGAAGUUGAAACUAAAGAUGAAGAAACACGACGUUUACAGGUCAGCAUAUUUAAUAUAUAUAUAGAGCAGCGGUUCCUAAACUUUUUCUAAGCUAUUUUUUAAGUAGAAAUUUCUCAUGGAACACCUAAGAAAAAUUUAAUAUUAAUUUUUAUCUGCCUGUGUUCUAUCUUCUAUGAAACGUAAUAAACACGAAUUGUUAAUACAGGAGUCAAAAUAAAAUUUUAUAACAAUAAAUGACAGAGUAAUUGUAUGAUAUUUUCUUAUCGGGAUUUUACCGGUACACAAAAUAUUGAUGAAUUAUGGCAUUAAAGUCUUCAUGAAAUCCACGGAGUACCAUUUGGGAACCACUGACAGAUUUAUAGUAGAUUUUAAAUGAUUGUAAAGAAAAAUAUGCUAUGGUUCAAUGUCUUAUCUUCCGUGAUAGUUAUAUCCUCAAAACUAUUAUCUCUUAUCCCUUUUUCGUAAACGUCCUCUGUUUUAUUUUAUUUCCCCUUAGAAUAAGGAUUCAUUAAUUAGUAUGAUACAUCCUGGUACUAUUAUUUUUUGAAGCUUAUUGAAUUGAAUUGUACUAAUUUUCCCAGUUCCCAAGUUUCAAGUAAAUAAAAUAAAAUAUAUAUUAGCACUCUGUUCACUACUAGAAACCAACUUUUUGAUUGCUUUUUAAUUUUUCCAUUAUUAUAUAAAAUAAUUAAUAAUAUUUUAGCUUUCUUGUGAAAUAUAACUUCUAAAAACUAACUAAAUUACAAUUUUUUCUUUUUAAAUUAUUAAAAUUUAGUUAUGUAUAGCAACAAAAUUAUAAGAAGUAAUUCUGAUGUCUUUUUAAAAUUGUGUUAUUUCAACAUUACUCUAAUUUAAUAUAGAAUAUCAUUGAAGAUAAAACAAUUUGAUAUUUUUAGUUACAAAUUGUAUGUUAAAUAUAAAAUCUGUGUGACAGAGAAUUUAUUAUUUGAUGAUAAAAUUGAAUUAUUAAAUUACAUUUUGUUUUAAUUACAAUUUGUUUAAUCAAAUUACUUUUUACUUAUACAUUGAGUGAAAAAAUUGUUUACGAUUCACAUUUUAGUAAAUAAUAUUUAUUUUUUUUUUUUCCCCAAUACCCUGUAGGUAAGUAUUUAAAAUAGUAUUCUAAAAUAUUGUUCUGAUAUAUUUUUGUAUAGGAGGGGAAAAAGUUAAAUUCAUUAAAACUUAGUUCAAUGUUGGCAAUGGUGAUAAAAAACAUAAAAUAAAAUAUUUUUUUAUGUGACUAAAAUUAAUAACUCAGUUAUGUUAAAUUUGUAUGAUAUGACUAAUACUUCACAGAGCAAGGCCAGUGUACUUAUUAAGUACCUAUGAAUAAUUUAUUAAUUCUCAACAAGCUUAUAAUCAAUAUAUGCAACUUGCUGAAUAAUCUUAGAUACCAAAUAGAAUACAAAAAUAUUGUAACUACCUUACACAGAUAUUAGUAAUUAAAGUGUUCUGAAUGUUUUAAGUUUAACUGAAAUUUAUAAUUUUUUUUAAUAAUUACAAAUAUGCACUGUUGCUCAUAUCAGUAAAAUCUAUGGUAAAACCAUACAUUUUUAUUUUAAAGGAAGAAGUUGAAGAAGCAAGACGUAAACAAGAAGAGGCUGCAGCUGCGGCACUUGCUGCUACUGCUACACCUAAGCAUCAUCAUGUGACUGAAGAUGAAAAUGAAAAUGAUGAUAACGAUGAAAUGGUCAAUGGCCAUGAAUCACAAGAUUUGGACACUGAUAUGGAUAUUGUUGAUCCAGUAGAAGAACGGCGUACACUCGCUGAACGCAAUGAAAGACUUCAAGAUCAAUUAAAGGUAAUGCAAUAAAAUUAAAUAAUAACUUAAUUUUAAUGGGUUUUUUUUUUCAUUCAUAUAAAGAUGUUAAAACAAGACUUGGCUCAAUCACGUGAUGAUACUAAGGAGACUGCAAUGGAUAAAAUUCAUCGUGAGAAUGUUCGCCAGGGACGAGAUAAAUACAAAACCUUGCGAGAAAUUAGAAAAGGCAAUACAAAGCGCCGAGUUGAUCAGUUUGAAAACAUGUAAACACAUGUUCAUUCUGUACAGGGUAAUUAAAAUAUGUAUGCAUUUAAGGCCUGUAAGUCCAUUAUGUAUCUAGAAUUAUAAGACCAUUUUAAUAUCUGGUCUGUAAUCAUGAAUAUUAUUAAAUUAUUAUUUAUUAAGGUUGUAAUAACAAAAAUGGUUGAACAAGUUAUGUAAAAUGUUUUUUUUUUUCUUUUUUUUUUUAAAUUUAGUUUAGUUUUUAUUAAAUUUAUUAUUUCUUUAAUUUUUAAGUACCUUUAUUUAUUUAAAUAUAAUUUUAUUGUUCUGCAUAAUAAUUGCUUAUAAUAAAAUUAUAUUUAUGUGCCCAGUAAAAAAAUGUAAUCAUGCACUUUGGCAAGACGUCAUAUUACUCAUUUUUAAACACUCCUUUCACAUUCCAAAAACAAAGGGAGGGGCACUUAAUUCUUUCUGCUCAAUAUCUUUGUCUUAAAAUAAAAACACGAACAAGCCUAACACUAUUUUAUUAUUAUUAUUAUUAUUAUAUUGUUAUACGAUUAUUAUCUUGAUUUAUUUAUUAUACAAUUUCUCUUAUUAUUAUUAUUAUUAACAUACAAAAGCUUUGAAACAAUUAUUAUUAUUAUUAUUAUUAUUAUUAUUAUUAUUAUUAUUAUUGAUUAUUAUUUUAUAAUAAUAAAUAAUUUUACUGUGUGGUCUUUAAAUAGGCCAGUAUUAUUUAUGCUGAAAAUUGAUUAAUGUAUACUCUAUUUUUUUUUUCUUUUUUCGUCAAGUUAGUAUACCACAUGUUUACUUAUUAAUUAUUAUUGUAAAAAUACAUAUUAAUAUUAAUAUAUAUUUUUUCAAAAAAUAAAUUUCCAAAGUAGAAUUUUA